Bombyx mori (domestic silkworm) is the source of this 12020-nucleotide messenger RNA. It is a transcript of the gene Slik, whose product is annotated as serine/threonine-protein kinase 10. The record is from RefSeq and is a predicted model, not a curated record. NCBI's taxonomy places the organism in Eukaryota, Metazoa, Arthropoda, Insecta, Lepidoptera, Bombycidae. The transcript has 27 exons. Gene Ontology annotation, molecular function: ATP binding; protein serine/threonine kinase activity. The coding region runs from base 278 to 4642 and encodes 1454 amino acids. Gene Ontology annotation, biological process: protein phosphorylation.
UGACUCACAGUUGACGAAAUCAAAAUGGCGUCUUUCACGGGGUAGCGCAUAUUCGCCGCAUAGUGGAUAUAUUGCUCACCAUAAUCGCGUGUGCGAAAUUUUGUCAGUGCCUAAAACUUAACGUGAUCGUUUUAUCAGUGCCACAGUGAUUUACGGCCUAACGGACAUUAUAAAGGAGUUUUUAACGGAAAUUUCUAUAGAUAUGAAAAGAAAAAGAUACAAUGCCUAAAGGCGGCUGAGAGAUUGGUGCGUCGUUGGACGCGCCCAACGCAUAAUCAUGUCGUUUUUAAAUAAUCUCAAAAAGGUGCUGCACCUCGGCGGUGGAAAUGACGCGAAAAAGAAGAAGGUCUUCAACAACAUCCGCGACAACAGCGACCCGACCGAGAUCUGGGACAUGGUCGGCGAGCUUGGUGACGGCGCUUUCGGCAAGGUGUACAAGGCCCAGCACAAGACCACCGGUCAGCUGGCCGCGGCCAAGAUGUGCGUCCUGGACAACGAAGACGACCUGGCCGACUUCACGGUGGAGAUAGACAUACUGUCCGAGUGUCGGCACCCCAACGUCGUUGAGUUGCACGAGGCUUACUUCAUCGAUAACAAGCUAUGGAUGCUGCUGGAGUACUGCGACGGCGGAGCCCUGGAUUCGGUGAUGGCGGAACUGGAGAAGGGACUGAACGAAGCCCAGAUAGCGUACGUCUGCCGGGAAAUGUGCAAGGGCUUGCAGUUUCUGCACUCACGGAGGGUCAUACACAGGGAUCUGAAGGCGGGCAACGUUCUGGCGACUAUGGCGGGCGGAGUUAAACUGGCUGACUUCGGUGUGUCAGCGAAGAACAAGUCAACCCUCCAAAAGCACGACACGUUCAUUGGCACUCCGUACUGGAUGGCCCCCGAGGUGGUGCUUUGCGAGACCUUCCGUGAUAACCCUUAUGACUUCAAGGUCGACAUUUGGUCAUUGGGUAUAACUUUGAUCGAGUUCGCCCAAAUGGAGCCCCCAAACCACGAGAUGACCCCGAUGAGGGUCCUGCUCAAGAUACAGAAGUCUGACCCCCCGACCUUGGACCAGCCGUCUCGCUGGAGCAAAUCCUUCAACGAUUUCAUCUCGAAAGCUCUGGUCAAGGACCCAGAAAAAAGGCCGACAUCCGUCGAACUAUUGAAGCACGACUUCGUCGGAGGGAACCUGGACUCCAAGCCCCUCCGCGACCUCCUGCUUGAGUACAGGGCCGAAGUCGUGGAGGAGGAGGUGCUGGAUGAUGAUAGCGAGGAGCCUCGCAAUUCUCACAUGCCGAUGGAAAUGGAAGAUGACUCGACUUCUGUGAGGUCGAGCGAGACGCCGGACGCGAAGAUGUCGGACACCGAACAAACGGCAGCGGUCACACCCGCUCCCGCUUCAUCGCCCGCUGCCGCUCCCGCGCCCGCGCCCGCCGUCGCUCCCGCUCCCGCCGCCGCUCCCGCUCCCGCCGCCGCCAGCAAGCGUCCGCACGACGACGAGCAAACCUCCGCUGACAGGAAACCACCGGCUCCGAAGAAAGAAAAGGGUCCAGCACCGAUGCCCCCGCCCGCGGUGCUCCCCUCGCCCACCGCCGCCGCCCCCACCCCCGCACCCGCCCCGCAUCGGAACAAGCAGCCGGCCCCCCCGCCGCCGAGCGCCAAGCUUAUAGUUGAUCAGGUUUGCCGAGACGCCGAGAAAGCAGUCGAGAACAAAACCAACAAAUCACCAGAGAAACCAUCGCGCAAUGCAUCACCUAAAUUGGAGCAGAGACUGGCCACGCCUGAGCCCAGAUCGGAACCCCGCGAUGUCGCUCCACGGACCAGCCCAGAAGGACUUGGCAGCAGCGACAGCGCCGAGGAGCUGUCUCGCGCCGGAGAAGUGGACAGAAGUAAGGAGAAGUCCAGCAGCAACGUGGAAAUUAACAAGGCUGCUGAAGAACCUCACAGGAGUAGCGCGAUCGAAACGAACACGGACGACUUGCGCAGAAGUAAGGUGGAAGUGAACAGAAGCAGCGAGGAACUUCGCCGAAGCAACCACGAAACCGACCGAAGUUCGGAUGAACUUAAAAGGAACAAGGAAAUGAACAGAAGCGCCGUAGAGCUGAGGAUAACCGGAGAAACUAAAUUAGAGCAAGCGCGUAUAGUUGAACCUAAGAUGGAGGAUGUGCGUAAGAAAAGAGUUCAGAGUUCCGAGGAUGUGAGUACCAAGGUCGCCCUGAGCGCGCCCCACCCGCCCAGGGACCAGGAGACGAGGAGGAGCAACGUGGAACUCCGGAUCAGCGAAAUAUACUCGCUGACCAACUCAACCGCGGACAGGACCUCCGAGAAAUCCCCUAAUACCGUACAAGAAAAGGCGGACGUCAAGAGGCUUUCCAGGAACUUCGAGCAGAAGACCUCCAGGUCCAACUCGAGGGAGGAGGACAGACCCGUCGUGGAAGUCAGCAGGGUGAACGCGGAGGUCUGCCGGCUGGAGAGGCAUUUCUCCAGGUCUAACUCCGUCGACGGUCAGAAGGUUGAGAAGAGAAGAGACGACAGGAGAUCGCAGAACGCUAUCGAGAUUAGGCCCGUCACGCCCCCCACCCCGGUGUCGGCGUCGGGCGUGGUGGUCGUGGUGGAACCGAACUCGCUGGCGGCGUGCCCGGCGGGGCUGGUCACCGUCACCACCACGCACCCUCCCGUACUUACCACGGCCGCUGCGCUGCCUCCUAACGCGGUGACGAUAUCCACGACGCCCCCCAUCGCUGACGAGGUGGUCAUCGUGGGGGCGGGCUCCUCGUCAGACGACGACUGCUUCGCACCCUCGUCGCUAGACUCGCUCGACUGCUCCAACGGAUAUAACACCACCGAUCGCGUCGCACGUCGCCUGGACAGCAGCGAGGUCGUGGUGCUGAGUGCUCACGGAGACUCCGGCGUCUUUGACGAUUCCACUCACAUAUUACCACUCGACACGUCGCACGUCUCCGUGGUGACGGUCGGGAACGAGGAGGUCCGGGUUCGAGACUCGGCCGCGACCCACAUAGAACUCAGCUCCGGCUCGACCAGACUCAGCCCGGACAGCUUUGAGAGCCGGCGCUCGCAGUCGGACAGCGCGUCGCUGGGCUCGGCAGGGUCGCGCGCGCCCGACACCGACUCCCUGGUCGCGGCGCCCCCCUGCGAACACCGGAACGGCGGUACCAGAGUGAAUACGGAUAACCAGAGUCUGGAGAACGAGGAGCAGCAGGUCGUGCUGAGGAGGAAACAUCAAGAUCCCCAGGUCAAUAGGAUACAGCGUUCCAAAGAAGACAUCCACAUGGCUAAUCUCAAGAAGAAGACCCGGAAACGAACCCGCAAGUUUGAGAUCGACGGCGUCAUCAUGACCACCACCACGUCUAAGGUGAUUUGGGGUGAUGAAGAGAGCGGCCGGACCUGGGACGACCACGCUCUCCGCAAGCAGGAGCUGCGCGAGAUCAAGAUGCUGCAGAAGCAGGAGCAGAAGCAGUUCCAGGAUCUGAACGCGAAGGAGCAGCAGCUCAGGGAACAGCAGGAUAAGAGGUUCGAGGGCGAGCUGUCGUCGCUGUCGCGCGCGCACGAGUCGGAGCUGGAGGCGCUGGCGCGGGCGCAGCGCGGGGCCGCCGAGCGCGCCGAGCAGCAGCUGGAGGCCGAGCUGCGCCACGCCGCCAAGAGGCUGCGCGCCGAGCACGACCGCGACCUGCGCCUCUUCCGCGACACGCUCAAGCAGGAGCUCCGGCUGCUCAAGCAGGAAGUGGAAUUAGUGUGCAAGGAGCGUCGUAAGGAAGCGUAUCGCGCUCGCCGCGUGACGCUCGACGCCGAGCACGCCGAGCGCGAGCGAACGUUCGUCGCGGCGCUCGCUGACACCAGCGACCACGUGCUGCGCCGCCUCCACGACGCGCACCGGCAGCGCCAGGCCCUCGCCGACCGCCAGUACCUGCAGCAGCGACACCAGAUAAUGAGAACCAGAGAAGCAGCGCUGUGGGAAUUGGAAGAAAAACAGAUCCAUGAACGAUACCAGUUAGCAAAGAGACAACUCAAAGAUGAAUUUUUACUGCGGAGGCAGCAGAUGCUAGUCAGACAUGACAAAGAGUUGGAACAGAUCAAACGGAAGAACACAAGAAAAGAAGAAGAAUUAGCCAAGUGUCAAGCUCUUGAGAAGAGAUCGUUGCCCAAGCGCAUCCGAGCUGAACAGAAAGCCAGAGAGAUGAUGUUCCGAGAGUCACUGAGGAUCAGCACGGCUCCUCAGAACCACGAAGACGACAGGGAUAGACUGAAAAAGUUCCAAGAGAACGAGAAGCGAAGGUACAAAGCUGAACACCAGAGGCUCGCCACGAAGCACGCCAAGGCCCGGGAGGAGCUUAAAGCUCAAGGCGAAGCCAUGCUGCGAGAACUCGAGCAGUUCCAGAACGAGAAGCGCAAAGCUCUCAUGAACCACGAGAGCAACAAGAUGAAAGCUCUCGAGGAGAGGUACUCGUCGGAGCUUAAAGAGUGGAGAGCGACUCUAGGCGACAGGAAGGCGGUCUUAGAGGAUGAGUUUACGGUCCAACUCGACGAGCAGGAGCGUCAGGCCGCGAACUCGCGUCUCUCUUCGCCUUCCACGAUGCCGCACCACAGUUCCGCGCUGCACUCGUCUAGGACGAGUCUAGCGUCUAGUCACUACGACUGACAUCGAAUUUCGCUGACUACCCACAGUAGUCUAAAUUUUACGGCUACCCUCUGCAGAGGUCGCGCCCCGCUGUACUGCCCUCAGGAAUACUGAUGCCCCCGAAGCUUCCGAUGAUUGGUUGUUUGUGGAAUUGAACAAGCUUUGGCGUAGAGCCGAUAGCGCUUUUUACUGGUGGUAGGAUGUGAGUUGAGUCGCCUGUUUCUGCCGAGAAGCAGUAAUAAAUUUUGGUUUGAAAGCUAGAGUAGCCGUUGUACUGUAAAACUCGGAAGUGGGUGGCGGUAUUUACAUUGUUGAUAUUUGCGGGUACCGGUGAAUAAUUAAUAUCAGCUUAGGCCAUCCAUGCAAAAUAGCAAUAAUAAAAUCACCAAAACAAAUGUGAAUUUUAGGUAUCUAUGUAUACGGAACAUUAUAGAUUACUUUAAGAUUACUUUUACUGUAUCUCAUUGCCACUUUAUCGAGCGUUGAAAGGUUAUUUGCUUUAAGUGACUUUUGCAACUUUAUAAGAUAAUUAUUUAAAGUUUAAAAUUUGGAAAAAAUUCAUAACAAAAAAAGUUUUUCAGCUAUUUGUAUGAAGUAAACUUAAUUGAAGUUCAAUUAAAUGCAUCGUACUGUUGAUGCUGAUAUCAAACAAAACGGACCUUUAAUUACAGAGAUAAAUGUGGCCUAAACCAAAUAGUCUUAACACUCCUCGAUAUUAUCUCCGUAUAACUGUGAAGUAUUCGUAAUAAUAAUAUAUACUAUUAAUGAUAAACAAAGGCAAGAUCAAACGGUAAUAGUAGUUUUAAAUUUGAUUUAUAAGAUUUGAUUUCGCCGAAGAACUGAAGAGGGUAAUAUUAAAUAAUAGUUGUUUUUUUUUUGCUGGCAACACUUUCGUCCUACCACCAGUGAAAUUGUUACAUGGAUCACGAAUUAGUCUAGCGGUGCUGAUUCUUGAAAUCGAUUUAUAGAGAUAUCGAUAUUAGAAAUCGAUAUAUCGAACUUGUUCGGUCUAAAUAGCGAUUGUUUUUAGGACGGUAGUCGGUAAUGAUGGUUCUGAUUCUUGAAGAUUACAUUCGUGGUGAUCGCCUUCGCGUUGUACAUAGAGUUUUGGAAUUAGUGACUGUAGAUUUAAGAUUGAUAAUUCGAUGGCGCAUCAUCAUCACAGUAAUUACAGUGUCUGGGUUACGCGCAGGAUUAGGGUGACGAUAUUAAUAUGUUACUUGCGACUUAGGUUGAAAUUGUGUUCAUAGUUGUCUGGAUUUUAAGCUGGUAUGAUAGCAAGAGCUGAGCUAUAGGAGAGCUAAGCCAGCUAUAGAUACAUUAGCUGUAUUAUGUGCGCAUCAAUAGCUAAGCGAAGGAUAAGUCAGUGUUCAACUUGAUAUUAAAAGACUUAGCUCACGUAACAACGGAUCUAUCAGGCUCGUCUAACUUACCUCCUCAUAAUUUAGAAUACAUUGCGGCUUGCAUGUGUAAAUAAAUAAAAAGUGUACUCAGCCAUGGGAGCUGUGUGAGAUUAAUUUAAUUUUUUUUUAUUGCCCUUGUAGGCAGACGAGCAUACGGCCCACCUGAUGGUGAGUGGUUACCGUCGCCCAUGGACUUCAGCAAUGCCAGGGGCAGAGCCAAGCCGCUGCCUACCGUUUAGCUCUUGGUCUUCAAAUGUGUUUAGUCCUUUUAAAUGCUUUCCGUAGUAAAUUCGAUUCGAUAUAACUAUAACUUGAAUCCGAAUUAAUAUUUCAAGACUACGUAACAUGUGAGCGAGCCUUAAUGAUGUACAGCGUGUAUUAGGAGAAGUGCUGAGAGGCAGAGAACUGGUAGUUCAAAUGAUAUCCAAUACCAUAAUAAGAAAGUAAUGUUUUGCAUGACAGGCAGUGUAAAGCGAUUCAAAGAGACGUGAUGCGCGAGGUCAACGCCCCUUUGUGUACACGAGGGCUCUGUUAGGGUUGCCACUGUUUUUUGGCAGAUAAAGUAUAUUGGUUAUAGGUGGGGAAAAAAGUACAUCGUAUUAAAAUAAAGUACAAUUUAUUUUUUACUAUAACUGAAUAAAUUGAACAAAAAAUUGUGACAAUUAAUGACAGUGACAUUGUUGACAUUUGAGGUUAAGUUGUGUUCAGAAAUAUUUAUUAAAAACGAGUGCUUAAGUGAUGUGGCGUUGGCGAGUGGCGAAAUCGAUGUAUUUCGCUUAACGGAAAAAUACAUAUGACUAAACUUUUCAAAAUCCCACAGAAAUAAAAUCAUGCCAAAUACAGUAUUUUCAUGUACUUUAUUGUUCACAUAAAGUAUAGAGUGCAAUUACCUGAAAUAAAGAAAUAAAGUUACAAUACUUUAUUAUAAAGCACGGGUGGCAACCCUAGCUUCUGUUAGCCGCUUUUGGAAGAGAAAUAUUUAAAAUGUUCUUUUUAUUUAAAAAAUCUAACAAUAAUAUUUAUUUUACAUUACCCACUCUGUGCAUGACUUCGCGGUCAGUGCAAACAACUACAACAUCAUAAUGAUACAUAACUUAAUCCGGUUUCGUUUGGAUAAGUAUUUGCUUUAAAUCCUCUUUAACUACCAAAGCAGCGUUUGUCGUGCCUUAGAUGCGCAAAAAAAUGAAACCUUACAUAACAAUUGGAGACUGAUCUAGACGUAUAUUUGGAAUUUGUUAUUCGUUGAUCUUUAGGAGGGUUCUUACUUGUUAGCUCUGGUAAAGUCUGGCCAGGUCUUGCAGGUAGCCAGAGAAUCUCGACAGAACAAGGGAUUUUGGAACGCAUGUGAAGAAGAACGAAUCUGGCAUCUUUUUUUAUGACUACCCGCAAUAUAAACGGAAUCACGUCCAACUUACGUGUUUAUGCAAAAGUAUAUGAAUGUCUAUAUUAAAUAAAUAAAAAAUUGGUUAUCUGUAGAAUCGGUUUACGGACUACAGCUUAACGUGAUAAAAUCAGUAAUAGAACUAUUUGAAUCGCUAGCUCUGACGUCACGCGAAAAGAGAAAUGUGUCUCAACCCAACGCUUGGGCCGGUCGUGCAUUUCUAUCGCUUGUUCCGCGCUCUCGCUUGCACGCACAGGCUCAGGCGGAACGUGACACUUUUUCGUGCGUGCAGCCGGUGUUCAUCGACUUAUAAGAUACGUUUUCAAGUCAAAAAACAGUAGAAAAGGAGAAUUGAAACCUUACUAACAUAAGUCGACGUAAUUUCUUCAGUUCGCCGCGUAGGGACCUACAUGUCAGUCGAAGGGCUAAGGAGUGAAAUCGCUUUCGCUUUUACAUAAACAAGGGCGUUUUUAAAGGUUACGGCAACCGUUAUAUCACCGUUUGACUUGGAAAGGAGAGACAGAUGUUUUUUUCUGAUGAUUAACACCAAAAACCGUAAUGUGGAGGUACCGCUGACGCUUCAAGUUUUAUAUACUAAGAUUUCUCGUAUGGCCCGUUAUCGGAAAAUAAUCGAGAUUUUUUUUGCUUGCUGACAAUAAAUAAAAAAUAUAUAAAAACGCCCAGCAAUGGAAUUAGAAAAUUCUACUUAGAUGUUUUGUAUUGUUUUGAAAUUCGCUUAUUUAUAUUUAGAAGAAAGUAAAGUGUAGUUAUGAUAUUUUGAAAUAGCACCUUCAGAAUUGAAGUGGAUAAUACAAAAAGUACUUUUUUGUAAACGCCGUACUUAGAUGAAGAAAAGAGACGAAAGGAAUACUUUUGUCUUUUUCUAGACUAAAAUAGACUAUUUAAUUUUACAAAUAGUUUGAAUGACAUAAGUCUUUCAAAGUAUGAGACUUAUUAUUUAUUCGUAGGGUGGUAGGACCUCUUCUGAGUUCGCGCGGGUAGGUACCACCACCCCGCCUAUUUCUGCCGUGAAGCAGUAAUGCGUUUCGGUUUGAAGGGCGGGGCAGCCGUUGUAUCUAUACUGAGAACUUGUAUUUCAAGGUGAGUGGCGCAUUUACGCUGUAGAUGUCUAUGGGCUCCAGUAACCACUUCACACCAUGUGGCCUGUGAGCUCGUUCACCCAUCUAACCAAUUAAAAAAAUUACUUACAUUUGCUUGGUUACGCCACUACAAUUCUAGAAGUGCGAUAUAAUUGGAAUUGAAUAUUCAUGGUCUGAGAUAUGAGCUUAUAAUGUUUACGGCGGGGAUCGAGGAGAGAGGAUGUGAGCUUUCCCGCAAGGCUUGUGCUUUAGAAUUCGUUAGACCCUCUUCCACGAUGACGUCAUUCUACAGAAACAAUGCACUCACAAAAAUAUAAUACGCAUCGUGUAAAAACUCAGCGCGAAACUAAAAUAUGAAAUUUUAAUUAAAAAAUAAAAGCGUCUUCAACGAAAUAAAAUGAGUUUUGCAUCAAUAUAAUCGAAAUUAAAUGACAUUUCGCUUGAUACUUACAUGACAUUUAUCUUUGUAAUUAAAGGUCCUUUUUAUUUGGUGAACCUUUCGAUGUUUUUAAUUGAACUUCAAUUAAGGUUACGCCAUUCAGUUAACUGAAGAAGUUUUUUUUUGUUAUAUUUUUCCAAAUUUGAAACUUCAAGUUCUCCUGUAAUUUUGAAAAAAUGUCGCUUGAACCAAAUACCACCGAUUUCACUCCCCGAUAUGCAUUAUGGAGAUUAAAAAAAAGUACUGGUCGAAACUUUAUGAAAUUUCAAUCCCCAAGAAUCCUUGAAAUCUGUUCGCCUAGAAAGAAGUUGAGGUGACACCGAUGAUAAUAUUUAAAAAAAACAUAACCUAUUUUUUCUUAAUAAUUUCUUUUAAUUUUGUUAAAUUUGUUUUCGAUUCUCCUUUGUACGAAAAUGUCUAUAAGUGACCGUAAAAAAGGUCAGUCGAGUCGGUCAAACGCGUGAGCGUUUCCAAAUGGCCUAAAUAUUCUACAUUUGAUUUUGGUGGGGUUAAAGAUCCUAAGUCUCUGAUGACGACAUUAAAAAGUAGUGGUGUCAACGCUAGAUAUGUCAAAUUUUAAUAGCAUAAGUGUAAUUAGACGAUCGUAUUUACAUUAUAAAAUGAAAACCUAUUAAAAUGUCUGUCUAGAAUAAAACAAAGGUUUGUGUUCAUUUGACUAAGGAAUAAACAGAUUUUGAUUUAAAAAAGUUAAUUUGACCUCUUCAGGGGAAUUGGCACACGCUUUAAACAAUGUUUACGCUUGGCCUAUUUAUUUAUUUUAUUUAACUGGCCCCAUACGUGGACAUUUUGUUUUUUGAUGAGUAAAUAACAAUUUUUGUGAUUUAUUUUACUUUUUUAAUUGUUUUCAAUAUAAAAUGAACAAAUCGCAAUUCUAUAUUGCGAUUUGUUCAUUUUAUAUUGAAAACAUUAACGAAAUUCACGUUUUAAGUACCUAAGUACUUUAAGAAAAAAUAUGAAGAGGUUAAAUAUACAUUUAAUUUUUUUAUUAAAUAUAAUAAAAUUGGUCAGUUAAAAUUUAUGUUUAGUCUUUUUUGAUUAUUUAAAUAUAUGGGCAAGCGCGACGCGUUAUCUGUGUUCGUUUAUGGCGUGGCUUAAUUGAAUGAUAAAAUGUUAUUUUUUAUAUUGUUCAUUUAUUUAAAAUCAUCUUUUUUUUUUGAGUUAAUGGCCUUUGGGCCAAUUUAAAACUGACUUUAAUAAAUGAAUGUUGCAAUACCUCUGCGGCUCACUGUAGAUAAGUAAUGUAAAAUUUAAACUAAGCAAUUAACUCUGAGCUUUCACCGUCCUCUGUGUUAAGAUGAAGUAAAAGCCGAAAAAACAAAUCAACCAAAAUAUUUUCAAUGCCCGCCAUCUCAAAUAUUUUUUUUUUAAGUACUAGAUAUCAUAUCUCAACUUUUCACUAAUAUUCAUUAAAAGAGCUGUCAAAAUGUAAAAUAAGAUAAGCAAAAAUGUUUUAGUUUUAUAUCGGUAAUAUUUUUACUAACGGACCUAAGUUAAAAGUGACUAUUCACUAAAUAAACACCAUUUCUGGACUCGAUCCGGUUCUAGAAUGAUACUAAAUGUUAUUAAUUCGGUUCAUCCCUAGUCACGUAAUUUCACGACCGGUAUUAGCAAUGCUGACGGGCGAAACAUCAAGGUUUACCUUUUAUUAAUAAUAUUAAACAAACAAAUGAGAUAAUAAUGUUAUAGUAAAAAGAACGCUUGGAUAAGUAUUUUUAAGAAUACCGGAUGUACAAAUAACUUUUGUCGCCCAUUCAUUUGGUAUAUUUAGUAGCACAAUAGAUUUUUAUUUUGGUAUACAGUUACUUUUGUUGACGUUUUGAGACGAUUCGCUCGUAUGGAGGGUAGAAGUAAGGGGCGCCAUCUUGUAUAGGGGACAAGUUGAUAAAGUGUCCAUCUGUAAACAGCGAGUUGUUUGGAAGACUCACCGACAUAGUGCUUGUGAAGGAAGCGGAAAUGAUAUGAAUAUAGCAGUUUUAAAUUGAGUCAAUUGUGCCAGGCAGGAAGUAUUUAAUGAUUUUUACGACUUGUGUACUUAGAAAAUAUGUAGUAUUUAAAAUCUCAACUAUUUAUUUUUAUUACUACUUAGGCAAGAAGUGUUUAUUUCCUUCUUAAUUUUGGUAUCCUACUGUAAUUGUUUAUGGCGAGUUGUUUUUAUCUUUCCACUUGCUACUGUGGCGCCACCUUAUUUCGUUCCCUUUCAACAGACACUUUUUAUUUCACUAAGAUGAUUCGCGUUACCUCUACUCUCCAUAUUCUCUCCUAAUUUUGUAUAGACACGGAAAAAAAACCGAGACGACUUCAAUUAGCAUUAGAAACUGAUGAACGAUGAAUUAAUUUGUCGUACCGCCAACUGAAAUAUCGAAUGCCAACAAAAGUUGCCAACACGCAAAACGCAAUUUAUUCCACUACGUUAUCUUCCUCCACGGAAAACCAAAGAACCAGAUCAGAUUGAAACAUAAUUCACUAGUCUCUUAUUGGGCUGAUUUACAAGGAAAAGACCUAGAUAAUAUAUUUUUUUUAUAUUUUUUUUGUAGUCAAGGAAUUUUAAAGAACGAUUUGAUAUUCCGUUCGUAAAAUGAUUUGUUACGUCGCGUUUAAUUUAGUUACGAUAAUUCUGGCAGCAUCUCCCGAUAAAUUAGUUAGGCGUUUUGUAAAGUACUUCCUUGAUGUUAUUUCUGACUUUGACAGCUGUCAGUUACUUUUUUUUUUUCGAAAUCGCUGGAUGCUGCCUGCAAUGUAUUCACACACAACAGAUAUAUUUUUGUAUUAUUAUUAUUUUUUAAAUGGAUAUUUGUUAAUUUUUACAAAUAAAAUAACAAUUCCUUAGUCUUUAAAUAAUAUUAAUUGUAAAUACUUAACACGUCUACUUAGUGCAUUUUUUUUUCAUUUGAGAUUACCGCAGUAUUGUGUAAACAUUUUAUUUUUAAUCAGUUAGUUGUAAUACGAUAGCCAUAGCAAUUUUUAAUGUUAAUUCCACAUUUAUUUCUCGAAAUGAAAUUAAAUAGUAAAUUAUUGUUACACUUUUUUUUCGAAAUAUACAGAAUUUUACUUGAUA